Molecule: messenger RNA, 1008 nt
Organism: Ramularia collo-cygni
Lineage: Eukaryota; Fungi; Ascomycota; Dothideomycetes; Mycosphaerellales; Mycosphaerellaceae
Exons: 2
Coding region: 1-1008 (335 amino acids)
Source: RefSeq, a predicted model, not a curated record
AUGGACUACGUCAAUCAAGCCCAAUCAGCGAAUCUCAACAAAGGCAAACUCGGUAGCGAACCGUCCAUGUUUGAUCACGCGAGAGAUGUGCUCUGCRUGGUAAAUCAUCUUCGCGAAGAGAUGACGCUACCAAUCGUAGGAGUCGGCCAUAGUAUCGGUGGCACAGUCCUGGCAAAUGUAGCUCUCAUGCAUCCAAGACUACUGUGCGMGCUCGUCAUGAUCGAGCCAGCUCUCAACCCGGUGCCGUUCUCGUUGAGUCUCAUCGGCUUGUAUCCCACCACCUUCCGCAAAGACGUUUGGCCGUCGAGAGAAGCUGCCAUACAGGAAUUGCAAAGUGGUCCGUUGAAGAGCUGGGACCCUCGCGUUCAGCAACUAUUUUUCCGUCAUGGGAUCAAAGAUCACGAUCAAGGUUCGCCUCCUGGCUCCGUCACUUUGGCAGUGUCGAAGCAUCAAGAAGCAUUCAACUUCGCCAGAGCAGUUUUCCCUCCUCAGCAGGGAGAUUCCAGUGUUGCAACUGCGGAUUUGCCUCGAUACAGCUAUCCGGAUGUUAAAGGGACUAGAGUACCAGGUGAUCCCUUCUACCGGCCAGAGCCAAUCCUGACAGCUGCACAACUUCCCCGUUUACGACCAGGGGCAUUCUACAUCUACGGCGGUGGGUCGACGCUCGUGCUUCCUUCUGUGUUGGAGAAUCGUCGUAAGCGGAGGGAUGUCACGGGCAUAGAUUGGGAUGGCAGUGGGGGUGUAGUUGGGGGGCGAGUAGAAGAAGCCACGAUAGCUAAUGGGGGGCAUUACGUUCCUCAGGAGAAGCCAGAUGAGGUGGGUAAGUCGAUUGCGGAUUACAUUUCCAAAGAAAUUUCUCGGUGGAAAUUUGAGGAUGAGAAGGAGGCGCGAGCGUGGAGUGAGGUCAGUCAGGCGCAGAAAGAGUCUAUGGAUGAUAGAUGGAUGUACUGGGUUCGAGAAAGCGCUAAGCAAGGGCAGCGGAUGAGGAAGCCUAAGCAGAAGUUGUAG